CAUAUCGUGCAGUAAUUCACUCAGGUCUCAGUUUUGGCUGCACAUAAAUGUACUUUUAAGCCCCUGUGAGCAUUAAACCUCUGCAGUUAUUAAAUACCUCCACCCCUGCCUGCUCCUCACAGUCAAAUAGCUGUCAGAGAAAAUUGGUGUUUACACUGGGUACUGCAAAGCAAUAUUGUCUAUGUAAUACUGUGUAUCUAUCUUUUUUUACAUUUCAAGGUCAUGUCCAUUUUCACGUCAAAACAAAAAUACUGCAUGCUUUCAGAGGCUGGAAAUGAUAGGCAGAGGGGGCAGAUGAGAGACGGGGAGAUGAAUGGAAUAGAGCCAAAUGAGUGUAGGACUCAAAAUGAAAGCAGAUGGAACGGAGUUGUCUGUUUUGGAUUUAUAUGGAUGGAUUAAAGAAGAGGAGUGUGUGUCUCUCCUUUUGUGUGUGUGAGUGUAUGUGUGUGUGUGUGUGACAUGCUCACAGUAGUGUCUGACCGCUGGGUUGGAUCAUAAAGACUGACAGAGGUCAGUGUGGCGUCCAGAAUCCUCCCUCAGUCUCACCGUCCGACCCAGAGGGAAAAGGCCCUGAUGUUUCCUUCCCUGUUCUCUGAAGACGAAGCAGGAAAAAGCACCAGAGACUAAAGGAGCCAACCCCCGUCCAACCCCCCCGGUCUCCGCAAUGGCGUUCCUGCAGCAGAUGCGUUCCCCCCGCCUCUCCUUCAUCCAGACGGUGGUGUCCCUGUUCCUGGGAACCGUGGCCCUCCUGUCAUCAAACUGGUGCGUGGGGAAACAGAAGGUGCCCAAGCCGCUGUGCACGCCCACCAAGCACAGCAACUGCAUCCCCGUCCCAGGCGUGUCCAACUCCUCCAGCAUCCAGUUCUCCUGGGAGACUGGGGACGACCGCUUCGUGUUCCCCACCUUCCACACCGGCCUGUUCCUCACGUGUGAAGAGAACAUCUACACGGACGCGUGGGAGGAGAAGUGUCGAGGCUUUUAUACUUUGACUCCUGUUCAUGAAAAAGCAAUGAUGUGGCUGUCCUUGUCGUUGGAGCUCAUGUACAUCGGUCUGCUGCUGAUCAGCUGCGUUCUGCUGUCUGUGCAGCUGUGCAUCAGGGCCUGGUUCCCCUCCACGCAGCGCUGGGGCCAACUGCUCAAUUCUUUCGCCGCCGUCUUCACCGUCCUGGGAGGUCUGCUGGGGAUGGUGGGUCACAUGAUGUUCAUGCAGGUGUUUCAGACCACAGCAUCGAUGGGACCAGAGGACUUCAGACCUCACAGCUACGGCUUCUCAUGGGCUUUUUAUGUGGCCUGGUUUGCCUUCACCGUCUGCAUGUCUGCCGGCGUCUCCACCCUCAACAACUACACCAAGAAAGUCCUGAUGGUGGGACCCAGGUGCAAGUCAGGCCUUAACCCCUGCAGCUUUAACUUCGUGGGGCUCCUCCCCCCUGCUCCUUAUUACACCCCUCCGAAUCCGGCCAUCACACUGGCCUGUCCCUCGUCUCCCCCUCGCAUCUCCCACCUGUCCCCCUACUAUGAGCCCCCGUCCAUUAAACUACCACCGUCCUCCUCUUCCUCGUCCUCUCCAAGACUCAUCCACUCCUACUCCUUUCCUCUCCAACACUCCGCUUCCUUCCCUCCUCCUCCUCCCUCCCACCCUGCGCCUGGAUCUCCCUUCCACCGCUCGUCCCUCCCUUCGCCAUUUCCCUCGCCGACCCCCUCCAUCUCUGGCCACAUGCCCCAGCCACGACACCAGGAGGACAUGUGUCCCAGAUACAGGACAGAGGAAGACUUCAGCCCACUUUAAGCUGCUAAUCCAGAGUUUUUCUAUGACUGUUAUUAUCACAGUGCAGUUUAUUGUUUGUCCUGUGCUCUGAAUUACACAGUUAGGCCGCUCAGUGACCCACUGAAUCCUCUGACCAUUAUAACUGUUCUAAUGAUGAAUGACAAAUGGAGACAUCCUGGUAAUAUCUGGGUCUGAACUGUAAAUGUUUUGUAACCUGAGCACAGCACAAAUGCAGCCUAGAAACCCACUGUAACUGUAUGUGAGUGUUUUUAUGUGAUUGUACUGGGGGCUGAGGGUGGGAGGCACGGUGUGGUCAGACAUCUCCCAAAUUGUAGAUGCUUCUUUGGAAAUGUGGAUGUUUUGUAUUUCGUCAGACUUCAGAUGGAAAUCAACCUGUAGCUAAACUGGUGCAACACAUUUUUUUUCUCUAAGAUUAAUAUUUUUCUGUACAUCAUCCCUGUUAACUACAACAAGAAAAAAAGUGAAGUUCAUAUCAAAUAAACUUGAUGAAGAGACUGAUUCCUGUUGAAACAGGUCACUUGUUAAAUUAAAAAAACCUUCACAUGAAUUUGUCUUAAUCUUGAGAACCAGAGCAACAGAAAAAUAAAACAAUGACUGGUUUUAAAUCAACUUUUAAUAUCAUAAAAAUCAUUGUCAUCUAUAAUGAGAAAUAACAGUAGCAACAUUAAAUUGCAUUGUAGGAAACAAAACAUAUUUACACAUUAUAUCAUCAGGGAAGUUGCAUAUGUGUGUGGGGAAAAAGUGUUUAUUUUGAAUAUAAGUGUGACAUAUUAGUGAUAUAAGUUGGAGUUGAUGUUAUUUUGUGUUAUUGUGAUUAAAAGAUGAUUUACUACAAGUGGUAUAAGUGUAAUUCAGAUACUGUUUACAUUUUGAACCGGAAUAAACUAAAAUUCUUCUGACUAAA
Molecule: messenger RNA, 2690 nt
Organism: Sphaeramia orbicularis (orbiculate cardinalfish)
Lineage: Eukaryota; Metazoa; Chordata; Actinopteri; Kurtiformes; Apogonidae
Gene: gsg1
Product: germ cell associated 1
Exons: 6
Coding region: 665-1786 (373 amino acids)
Cellular component (GO): plasma membrane
Source: RefSeq, a predicted model, not a curated record